Clunio marinus is the source of this 1102-nucleotide messenger RNA. The record is from the annotation of a GenBank genome assembly. NCBI's taxonomy places the organism in Eukaryota, Metazoa, Arthropoda, Insecta, Diptera, Chironomidae.
GUUUCAGUUUCAACAUUUUUUCCAAUUCAAAACGAAAAGUUUGCAGCAUCUUAACGAGAUUUUUAAAAAAAGAAAUUAAGUUUAAUAGCUCACUUCACUCUGUUUUUAAUCUUUGGCCGUAUUGAUAAGAGAAUUUAUUAAAUAAAAUUGGUAUUACGCAAUGAAUUUCACUGGUAAAGUUGUUUUAGUAACCGGUGCAUCAUCUGGCAUCGGUGCACGUACUGCUCAAAAGUUUUCAAAGCUUGGUGCAAGUUUAAGCUUGACUGGAAGAAAAUUGGAAAAUCUCCAAAAAAUUGCAGAUGAAUGUGAAGGUCAAAAGCCAUUGAUUGUUUCCGGUGAUAUAAGUAAACCGGAAGAUACAAAAAGAAUUGUUGAAGAGACAAUCAAGAAAUACGGAAAGCUCGAUGUACUUGUUAACAAUGCCGGAAUUAUUGAAACAGGAACGAUUGAAAAUACCAGCUUGGAACAAUAUGAUCGUGUGAUGAACACAAAUAUUCGUUCGAUUUAUCAUCUCACUAUGCUUGCUGUUCCUUAUUUAAUUAAAACAGAAGGAAGUGUUGUAAAUGUUUCAAGUGUCAAUGGCAUUCGUUCGUUCCCAGGUGUUCUCGCUUACAAUCUUUCUAAAGCUGCAGUUGACCAAUUCACUAGAUGUGUGGCACUUGAAUUAGCUUCUAAAAAUGUUCGUGUAAAUUCUGUCAAUCCUGGUGUAACUGUAACAAAUCUUCAUAAGCGUGGUGGAAUGGAUGAAGCAGCGUACGCUAAAUUCCUUGAACACUCCAAAACAACUCAUGCUUUGGGACGUCCUGGCACUGUUGAUGAACUAUCAGAUGCCAUUCUAUUUCUUGCCAGUAGCAACGCGUCAUUUAUUACUGGAGCAUCUUUGCCGGUCGAUGGCGGACGUCACGCUAUGUGCCCACGAUAAACUUUACUUGUUUGUCAGUUUGUUAAAAUGUUAAUUGGCUUUUUAAAAACAACUUUUUAUGUUUAAAAGUUCACAUGGAGUUUGAAAUGUUGUAUCGUAACAUGAGCAUAUCUAUUACUAUAGAAAUGUUCAUUUUUAUAUCUACUAAAUAAAAGAAACAUACAAAAAACUACAUAAAGA